Molecule: messenger RNA, 2015 nt
Organism: Drosophila yakuba
Lineage: Eukaryota; Metazoa; Arthropoda; Insecta; Diptera; Drosophilidae
Exons: 5
Coding region: 70-1275 (401 amino acids)
Source: RefSeq, a predicted model, not a curated record
AAGUCACAAAUCAACGCGAGCGGAUCUGCCCAGCUAUCUCCCAGCCGAUCUUCCAGUGGAUUAUUCACCAUGUUGCACAUGCAACUCACUGUGCUCUCCUGCCUUUUGGUCCUGGCCAGCUGUAAAAUUCAAAAACAAACUCCGACCAACAGUUGGCGGGAUAUGCUCUUCGGCAGCAAGUGGCUAACUCCUGCUCCACGUUGGCGCGAAUCCAAGUUUUUGCCCAUUUUCGCCCUGGUGCCCAUCGGUCCUGGUAGCUGUUCAGCGCCCUCCGGCGAACAGGGAAAUUGCAUUCCCAGCAAGGAUUGUGUGCUGCGGAAUGGCAUCCCCGCUGGUCCUUGUGGCGGCGGCUAUGGCGUCUGCUGCAUCUUUCUGCAGACGUGCGGCGGCAUCAUACGCGAGAACUCCACUUACUUUGUGAACCCCAAUCACCCGGAUGUCUACGAUGGCACCGGAAGUUGUCAGGUAACAGUGCAGAAACUGCAUCCGGACAUUUGUCAGCUACGCUUGGAUCUGGACAUGUUCUCGAUAGCUCCGCCAGAGGCAGCCAAUCAUCUGUGCAACCAGGAUCAGUUGCUCAUUUCCGGCGGCAGUCCCACGCCCACCAUUUGUGGCAGUUCAACGGGAGAUCACAUGUACAUUGACGCGGGCCUUGGCCAGAGCAACCCGAUUGUCUUGUCGGUGAUCACCAGCGGAAGUUUUCCGCGUCUCUGGCGCAUCCGCGUCACCCAAAUCCACUGUGGAAGCAUCAGUCGAGCGGACCAAGGCUGUCUGCAGUACUACACGGCAAUUAGUGGGCGUGUGCGCAGCUUUAAUUACAACACGGUGGGUGGCAGACAACUGUCUAAUCAGGACUACAGCAUCUGCAUCCGCAACGAGCGCAACUUUUGCGGCAUUCAGUACAACGCAUGUCCCGAUCUGGAGAACAACAGAUCCAGAUCCUUCACACUUACUGGCAACUCCAACAAUCCGGUGGCCACCAUGGUGGGUGGUGGUGGGGGUAUGCCACCCAACAUGAACGGUUGCAUUAGCGAUUGGCUACUGAUAGGCUGCAUUCGGUCGGCGGACAGGAUUCCACCGCUGCCAGGAUGCGAGGAUCGUGUUUGCGGAGGGACUUUUAGUGCGGAGGCCGGAAUGCUCGCCAAAACAGUGCAAUCAAGUGUUCGUCCUUUCCGGCUUUAUUUCCACACGGACGGAGUAGAAGCGCCCAAUGAUAUAGACAAUCGAGGCUUUUGUCUUGAUUAUGUUCAGCAGCCGUGCACAAAUGGUUUUUAGACACCAGCCCACAAGUAUGCAAUACUCUCUAACACAAAAUCCACACGAGUCCCACGCGACUAAAGUCGCUGGGAAAUUGUGAUUGGCGCUGCUAAAAUCGCAUGCAAAACGCACACAUUUUUCGUACGUAAUAAAUAUGUUUUAUUUAUUGAUUUUCGUAAUUAAGUUAGACAUAACAUUAAGGCUUUAGGAUAAUUUAGAAAGCACAAAUCGUGUCGUAUUUUGGUACAAAUUUAAUGAUGUAGUACAGGAUAUCGAAAUUUCUUGUGAUCCAAAUUCUAACAUUAAAAUCGUUUUCAACUACUAAUACAGGUUUAUUGAAUUACGUUUAAUUAAUAAUACUUAGCAGAAGCAAAAACAAAAAUUAAAUAACAGAAAAACACGAUGAAAAACGCUUUUGUUUAAGGACUUUCUCGUUGCAGUGUUGUUGUUGUUGUUGGUACUCCUUGCUGCCGUGGCAAAAUAUUAUUAAAAAUAUUAAAACAAGUACUAGUUAUGCGCACGUUGUCGUUUAAAAGGGGUAAUUUCUGGGUUCGCUUGCUCGCCUGAGAUCGCCAAUUUCAGUCUGUGCGCGUAGUGCCCGACUUGUGACGUCACUGGGGGAUGGGAUUAUCUCGGAUGUGAUGCGGGUAUCUACGAUAUGUAUGUACUUGUAUGUCCUAAUCCUAAUAGGUUUGUAUUAAGGCAGCCACGUGCUGUUUCUCCUCCUCGGUCAGACCGUUUUUCAGCGUGCGACGUAC